Prorocentrum cordatum is the source of this 3159-nucleotide messenger RNA. NCBI's taxonomy places the organism in Eukaryota, Dinophyceae, Prorocentrales, Prorocentraceae. The record is from the annotation of a GenBank genome assembly.
GACUUUGACGAUGACCUCCCAGAGUUCGAGUUCUCGAUGGCGCCUGUCGCGGCGCCCGCGGAGCCCGCCAUCAGGCGCGUUCGGAGCAGGGCGCAGUUCCAGGGAAACACCAUGCCUGUCAAGGACGAGCUUCCAGAUGGCGACGUGAAGGGCGAGAACGACUCGAAGGAGGAGGUGGAUGCUCGCGCUGACGAGCCAGACGUUCCGGAAGGUCAAACAGAUGACGACGCAUGUGAUGAGGAUGGUUUGCAGAUGCGGGGGAUCGAAAAGCUGACCCUUUCUUUGUACACCAAGAUCUGCGACAUGAUGAAGCACACGGCGGUGAAGCCACCAAUGCCGCCAGGCGACGCCAUCGAGAGUUCGAUGGCAUUGGCAGUCGAGGACGGCAUCACGAUGCUGGAGUUCAACAAAGUCAAAGGGGUCACCGCCUUAUCCUUGGCUGCGGCGUGGCCGUCGGGAAGCCACUUGGCACCAGUCGCCAAGAUCAGGAACACAGUGAACUCAUACGUAAGCGAGCUGGCCAAUCCGAAGUGGUUUGAGGAGUUCAUCCUGGGGGCGCUGCACGCCCUUCAGAGGCGCCUUACGAAGCAUCAGCAUAACAUCAUCGGAAAAACGCAGUUCGAAGUGCAGCAGGCCUUCAACCAGUUGUGCAAUCGCCUAUCGGCCUUGAUUGCGCUCCAUAAGACGAUGAGGGCCUGGGUUGACGCCCAAGUGGAUAGACUACUUCAGGAAACGCUUGAGCCGUUCUCAGUUGUGAUUGCCUACAUGAUGCAUGCGCGCGAGCAUAUGUCGGAGGAGCUCAACAUUGUCGUGGUCUAUGCUACUUUCCAGGGCAUGGCGAUUUCCACGGGGUCGGUCGCGCGGGCUAUCGAGGCGUUUGAUGUUGAGAUACUGACCAUCAUCAACACGAUCACCGAGAAAGACCCGCCCGCCGAAGCCGAGCCGAUGGUUUCCGAUGCCAUGCAGACGUGGUUGUGCGGGUUGGCCGAUACCUCUGUUACAGAUAAUGUCUUGGCUAUUGACUUCAUGUUUGAGAUUGGCUUCAUUGCCACGCACUGGAAGGCCAAGGAGGUCACCAUGCGGACAGAGCUGGAGGACGACACGUUCUCCGAGGUGUUGGGCGCAGUCGAGACCAUUGCCAAAUGCGCCAGCGGCGUUGAGUCGGACAGGCCCCCCACUGCUGAGGUGCGGCAAGCGAGAAAGCUGAUACUCGACCAGGUUAGACAGCCGACCUCACCAGCGUCUGAGCUUGCUCGUACUCUGCAGGCGUAUCCCGUGGGCAAGGCUAUGAUGGAGGCCAGUCGUACUCACGUGGCCCAGAGCAUCGAGGACGACAUGGCGACGCAUAAGUUCGAGGUGGCGGCAUCGCACUUCGAGAAAGACUUCGAGGCGUGCUUCGACGACUUGCAGGCGUGGGCGGAUACUGUGCGCAAGGACUCGCCCAAUAAAUUCUUUGAUGAUGUCAACGUUCUCUUCAACCGCAUGAAUUUCUUCUUCGCCAGCGCCCGCGGCGCGAUCUCGAAAUGGUCGACCUCUGCUGCGCACGCGAACUUGGAGUUUGUGGCGGACAACCUCAACAACUCGAUGAGCUUGCUCAGGGUCGGCAGGUACAUGAUGAUGGACAUCUACGCUGAGGUCAUCGGGCCAUUCGUGCCGAAGUUGGGUGCUGCGCUGCUGGGACUCAUGCAGGCGUGCGAGGCGCAGGACCCAAUAGAGGACGGCACGUCUACUGACGGCAAGACGGAUGACAAGGAGUGCCACGACCGCCUCGUGAAGGAGUACUCUACUACCGCUGGCGUCCUCGCGCCGAGCUUGGCCACGUUUGCGAGCUCCCUCAGCACCUUGACCGAGAAGUGGACCAAGUGCAAGAAUGGCUUAGCCAUGCGCUGUGGCGACGCCGCCUUCGAUAAGCUGGAAAAGGAAUACGUCACGAACCCAGAUGCUUUCGAGAACGAGGUCAAACGUGUCAGCUGCUUAUUGCAGGACAUGGUCACGUGCAUGAACUACUGCGUGAAUCUCGUUGAGCAGAGGCGGUCGGAUUUCUCAACGGCGGCCCAGGCAGACGCGUUCACGGACCUCGUUGUGAAGUUCGCAGGUUCGGUACGCUGGAUGCGCGAUGAGGACUUCAUGGACUUGUCCGUUUCGACCCAGAGCUCGGUGACCAACGUGCAGACCGUGAAGCAGACCUCGGAUAGCUUCAAGCAGUUUCUCGACGGACCAGCUUCGCGCAUCUACAACGAUUGCGCCGACAGCUUCAUCGGCAGCAAGCUCGCUGAGAUUUCGCCGAGCCUCAGUUUCAAGCUGGGCGAAGUCAGCGUGGACGUCAUGCGCGAGGUGCCCCCUCACGAGGCACUGUCCAGACUGAUCGCCAGCGUGAGCGUCAAGUCCAUCCUGCUUGAUGGUGUCAACUGGGUCGACGGCAGCACGAUUGACGACACGGCCAUGGACGAUAUUCCAUACAACAGGGCGUUGUCGGAUCUUCUGUCCUUCGCAGAGGCGGCGUCUCUCGACAGCAUCCUGAUUCCCGAUACCAGUCACAAUGGCGAGCAUGGCCGCAUGAAAAUGGAGCAUGCGAAGAUAUACUUGGACAUGGUGGCGCAGGUCAAGGACAUAGCUGGGUGUGCAGCGCAGCUUCACGUGAACGUCUUCGAGCGCAGCGUGCUUCCCAAUGAUCAGCUGCUCUUUGGGGAGUUCGUCCACGCUCAACGGAUGAUGAGCAGGGUGGUUCUUCGGCUGGACGCGUUGCUGCUCUCGGCGGGCACCCACGAGUUCGAGAAAGAGGGCUGGGUGUGCUGCAUCAGCCCUCAGAGCGUGCGGCAGUGGCUCCAGGCGAUCGCCAUCUUCUCGAACUCAGCGAAGUCGAAGCUUCUUGAGAUGAUGGCGCUGAGUUUACAGAAGCAUGCUGACGCAUGCAGGUCGGGACUUCCAGAUCUCACGGCGGCGACCGACAAGAAUGGCCAGUUCGUCGAGAAGCUGGCCCAGAAGAUUUUCAAGGAUCAGACCGCAGUGGUUGCUUCCUACAAUGUAGUGCACAAAGCACUGACCUACCUGAGCAGAGCGGGCAGCAUGCUGGAGAUCGUGCCCGUCGUCUCCGAGCACGACGCCACGCAGACCGCCGUGGCGACGGCCAUGGCGUGCUUGGUCAUCGGCAGUCGAAGG